GGGGCCCCGCCUCCGAAGAGCGAAGACCCGCCCCCAAACCAAGCGGGCGGAGGGGCCCACCCCGGGAGGCUUGGCUGUCGGGGUGCGGUCGUGGAAAGCGAACUCUGGUUCCGCUGUCGUGCAGGCAGUCGCACGCGCUGUCGCACUCUCCUUUGCCUCUACUUCUCUCUGCCGACGGGCCUGCGGAGCGGGGGUCUCUGGCCGCGUGCGUGGAGGCAGAGCGCGAUGAGGCGUGCGGUGCUUCGGCUUUGCACCUUGAGCAAGGGCCUGCUUACUCCUGGCAGAGGACUCACUCAAGGGUCCCAGAAUCCUGAAAAUCAGAGAGUCUUCCACAUUCAUGAAGCAUGUUCACCUAUACACGUGAAUCAUGUUCGAGAUAAGUUGCGGGAGAUAGUAGGAGCAUCCACAAACUGGAGAGACCACAUGAAAGCAAUGGAGGAAAGAAAAUUACUCCAGAGUUUUUUGGCUAAGUCACAGGAAGAACUGCCGCCUCGGAGAAUGAAAGACAGUUAUGUUGAAGUUCUCUUGCCUUUGGGCAGUCAGCCUGAAUUACGAGAGAAAUAUCUGACUGUUCAAAAUGCCAUAAGAUUUGGCAGGAUUCUUGAGGAUCUUGACAGCUUAGGAGUUCUUAUUUGCUACAUGCACACCAAAAUGCAUUCGACUAAGAUGUCUCCUUUAUCAAUAGUUACAGCUCUGGUGGACAAGAUUGAUAUGCAUAAGAAGUGCCUAAGCCCAGAACAGGACAUCAAGUUCAGUGGCCACGUUAGCUGGGUUGGGAAGACAUCUAUGGAAGUGAAGAUGCAAAUGUUCCAGACACACAGCUUACCAGCUCCAGAGAAACGAUUGGAAGUUCGGGUCACAAAAUUGGUGGGUUAUGAACAUCCUCCUCCUAGACAAAGAUUGACAUGUUACUUGUUACAUGGCAAUGAAUUUUGUCCUGUUUUGGAAGCAACAUUUGUAAUGGUGGCUCGUGAUUCUGAAAAUAAACGGUCGGCAUUUGUAAAUCCACUCAUCGCUGAAGGCCCCAAGGAAGAAGAGCUCUUUAGACAAGGAGAAUUGAAUAAGGGGAGAAGGGUGGCCUUUAGCUCCGCGUCAUUACUGAAAAUGGCUCCCAGUGCUGAAGAGAGGAUGACCAUACACGAGAUGUUUCUUAACACGCUGGAUCCAAAGACUAUAAGUUUUCGAAGUCGAGUCUUGCCCCGUAAUGCAGUGUGGAUGGAGAAUUCAAAACUGAAGAGCUUGGAAAUUUGCCACCCUCAGGAGAGGAACAUUUUCAAUCGGAUCUUUGGUGGUUUCCUUAUGAGGAAAGCAUAUGAACUUGGAUGGGCUACUGCUUGUAACUUUGGUGGUUCCCGACCAUUUGUAGUAGCAGUGGAUGAUAUCAUGUUUCAGAAACCUGUUGAGGUCGGAUCCUUGCUGUUCCUUUCUUCCCAGGUUUGCUAUACUCAAGGCAAUUACAUUCAAGUCAGAGUCCACAGUGAAGUGGCCAACCUGCAAAAUAAAGAGCAUACAACCACCAAUGUCUUUCAUUUCACGUUCAUGUCGGAGAAAGAAGUGCCCCUGGUUUUCCCCAGAACAUACGGAGAGUCCAUGUUGUAUUUAGAUGGGCAGCGGCAUUUUAACUCCAUGAGUGCACCGGUGACCUUGAGAAAUGACUACCUUGUGGAGCCGUAGGGAAACCCACGCUUGGUGAAGACCACCCUUUCUCAGUGACAUAGAGCCUAAUGAAGGCCUCAUCACGUGUAUUGGUUUUAGUGUUUAUGCUCAUCCUCCACAGAGAAAAGAAUGUAUUCCACUUUUUAGGGUGAUUACAAAUGCAGAGUGAGAGAGUGGCGGGGUGGGGCACAGAGAGAGAAUUAUUAAAUAAUAAACACUUUCGAAACAAUUUAAA
Messenger RNA from Phyllostomus hastatus (greater spear-nosed bat), 1891 nucleotides. It is a transcript of the gene ACOT9, whose product is annotated as acyl-CoA thioesterase 9. The coding region runs from base 226 to 1674 and encodes 482 amino acids. Gene Ontology annotation, molecular function: fatty acyl-CoA hydrolase activity. The record is from RefSeq and is a predicted model, not a curated record. The transcript is spliced from 17 exons. Gene Ontology annotation, biological process: acyl-CoA metabolic process. NCBI's taxonomy places the organism in Eukaryota, Metazoa, Chordata, Mammalia, Chiroptera, Phyllostomidae. Gene Ontology annotation, cellular component: mitochondrion.